AUGGGCCAGGGACCGUCACAGCCCAAGAUCACGGCCCAGGAUAGGGCCAUUUUUCAGCUCAAGCGACAGAGAGACAACCUCAAACAGUACCAGCGGAAAUUGGCGGUGAUUAUUGAAAAACAGCAGGGGUUGGCCAAACAGGCCCUAGUGGAGGGAAAGAAAGAUAAGGCCAAGUUUUACCUACGCCUGCGGAAACAGCAGGAGCUGACCAUCAACAAGACGUACGAGCAGCUAGGGAACUUGGAGAAUCUUAUUGGCACGAUCGAGUUCAAGUUGAUCGAGAAGGAUGUGGUGUAUGGCUUGUCUCAGGGUAACGAGGUGCUCAAGAAGCUCAACAGUGAAAUGAGCGUGGAGAAGAUCGAUAAGGUGAUUGACGACUUGGAGGACGAGAGGCUUAAGGUGGACGAGGUUUCCGAUAUGCUUGGAAUGGGCUCGUUGAGCCAUUCUGAGGAGAACGAGGUGGACGAGGAAAUGGCUGCUUUGGAGCGGGAGCUAGCGCCCAAGGAAGCCGAGAAGCCCCAGGAGGAGCCCAAGGAGGAUAUUCUGCUUCCCGAUGCGCCUACGAAGGUUCCGGAGAGAGAGGAGCCGGAGGAGGUUCCCCAGGAAGAACAAGAGGAGGAGGAGCAAAGAACCGCUGUUCCAGCGUGA
This is a messenger RNA of Candidozyma haemuli, 648 nucleotides long. It is a transcript of the gene VPS20, whose product is annotated as ESCRT-III subunit protein. NCBI's taxonomy places the organism in Eukaryota, Fungi, Ascomycota, Pichiomycetes, Serinales, Metschnikowiaceae. Gene Ontology annotation, biological process: vesicle budding from membrane; late endosome to vacuole transport via multivesicular body sorting pathway. The record is from RefSeq and is a predicted model, not a curated record. The transcript has a single exon. The coding region runs from base 1 to 648 and encodes 215 amino acids. Gene Ontology annotation, cellular component: multivesicular body; ESCRT III complex.